AUGAAACAACACAAUGAUACGGAGAACUCACAGUUUCUUCUCCUGGGACUUUCAGAAGACCCAGAACUGCAGCCCCUUAUAUAUAGGUUCUUCUUCUCCAUGUAUCUUGUGACCAUUUUGGGGAAUCUUGUCAUCAUCCUGGCCACGAUCUCAGACUUCCACCUGCACACAGCCAUGUACUUCUUCCUCUCCAACCUGUCUUUUGUGGACAUCUGCCUAACCUCCACCACCAUCCCAAAGAUGCUGGUGAAUGUUUUUGCACACCACAACACCAUAACUUACGAAGGCUGCAUCAUGCAAAUAUACUUUUUCGCAUUAUUUGUAGGGCUGGAUAACUUCCUCCUGGCUGUAAUGGCUUAUGACCGCUUUGUGGCCAUCUGCCACCCCCUGCGCUACACCAGCAUUAUGACACCUCAGCUCUGUGUGUCACUGGUUCUGGUGUCCUGGAUCACAAGUUCCUUGAAUUCUUCAUUGCAAAGCUUCCUGGUGUUGCAGCUUUCCUACUGUGCUAAUGUGGAAAUUCCACACUUUUUCUGUGAACUUAGCAUGUUGAUUCACCUUGCCUGCUCUGACACCUUUUUAAAUGAUAUGGUAAUGAAUGUUUUAGCUACAAUCCUGGGUGGUGGUUGUCUUGCUGGCAUCCUUUACUCUUAUGCCAAGAUAGUGUCCUCUAUAAGGGCAAUCUCCUCAGCACAGGGGAAGUACAAAGCCUUUUCCACCUGUGCAUCUCAUCUCUCUGUUGUCACCUUAUUCUAUUGUACUCUCCUGGGAGUGUACCUCAGUUCUGCUAUGACCCAAAACUCACACUCCACUGCAAUAGCUUCAUUGAUGUACACUGUAGUCACCCCCAUGCUGAACCCCUUCAUCUACAGUCUGAGGAACAAGGACAUCAAGAGAGCUCUGAAGAAGAAUUUUGAGGAAGAAAUUAGAAAAGUGAUUACUGUCUUGGGUCUUAAAUUUUGA
This is a messenger RNA of Peromyscus maniculatus bairdii (prairie deer mouse), 963 nucleotides long. Its product is annotated as olfactory receptor 1073-like. Gene Ontology annotation, biological process: G protein-coupled receptor signaling pathway. Gene Ontology annotation, molecular function: G protein-coupled receptor activity; olfactory receptor activity. The record is from RefSeq and is a predicted model, not a curated record. Gene Ontology annotation, cellular component: membrane. NCBI's taxonomy places the organism in Eukaryota, Metazoa, Chordata, Mammalia, Rodentia, Cricetidae.